Molecule: messenger RNA, 1068 nt
Organism: Chelonia mydas (Green sea turtle)
Lineage: Eukaryota; Metazoa; Chordata; Testudines; Cheloniidae
Product: histone H2B 8
Exons: 1
Coding region: 44-424 (126 amino acids)
Cellular component (GO): nucleosome
Molecular function (GO): structural constituent of chromatin; protein heterodimerization activity; DNA binding
Source: RefSeq, a predicted model, not a curated record
GGCGUGUAAUAUUGCGUUUUGUACGUUCCUUGCAGUCUUCAGGAUGCCUGAGCCAGCGAAGUCCGCUCCCGCGCCCAAGAAGGGCUCCAAGAAAGCGGUGACCAAGACCCAGAAAAAAGGGGACAAGAAGCGGCGCAAGACCAGGAAGGAGAGUUACUCCAUCUAUGUCUACAAGGUGCUGAAGCAGGUUCACCCCGACACCGGCAUCUCCUCCAAGGCCAUGGGCAUCAUGAAUUCCUUCGUCAACGACAUCUUCGAGCGCAUUGCUGGGGAGGCGUCCCGCCUGGCGCAUUAUAACAAGCGCUCCACCAUCACCUCCCGGGAGAUCCAAACCGCCGUGCGCCUGCUGCUGCCCGGGGAGCUGGCCAAACACGCCGUGUCUGAGGGCACUAAAGCUGUGACCAAGUACACCAGCUCCAAGUAAGCAGGGGCUGUGCACUCUCCGGGAAGUCUGACACCUAAAACCCAAAGGCUCUUUUAAGAGCCACCCACUUUCUCAAUGAGAGCUUCAGUCACUGUUUCAUUAGCAGAAAAUAGCUAAAACGCACAAUCCCUUAAAACAUGCCUUGGCUAUGUAAGGUAAAUGUUAAUUACUUUCCUUGAGCUUAACACCUAGUAAAGUGCAUCGUGUAAGCGGAUCUGGGGUAAACCUAGCUAAUAAGGGGCUUUUAAUUCUGUGAAUAUACAAAGUACUUUUCUCUUAGCUACUUAGAAUAUGCAUUGGUUAAAUACAUGUAGCUUGUAGUACGAGCAAACUCUGAACAGGAACUGCAAAACCCUCAGUCCUGGCCGACACGCGUUUCUUACUAAGCAAGCGAGGGUGAAUGAGCACGGAAAGGACACACAAAGAAAAGGAGGACUUGUGGCACCUUAGAGACUAACCAAUUUAUUUGAGCAUGAGUUUUCGUGAGCUACAGCUCACUGCAUCGGAUGCAUACAGAGGUCUUCACAUUUCACACAGCUGCGGAAGAGCUCCCAUCUUUAUUCCUUUCAUGCCUGAAACCCAGUGUGUUGUAUGGAUGGUCGUUCAUAGACCAAAUAAACCCGUUUUUUUGUUUUAAUACCAGA